This is a messenger RNA of Erinaceus europaeus (western European hedgehog), 2373 nucleotides long. It is a transcript of the gene NHLH1, whose product is annotated as nescient helix-loop-helix 1. The transcript is spliced from 2 exons. Gene Ontology annotation, molecular function: RNA polymerase II cis-regulatory region sequence-specific DNA binding; protein dimerization activity; DNA-binding transcription factor activity, RNA polymerase II-specific. The record is from RefSeq and is a predicted model, not a curated record. NCBI's taxonomy places the organism in Eukaryota, Metazoa, Chordata, Mammalia, Eulipotyphla, Erinaceidae. Bases 398 to 799 code for a protein of 133 amino acids. Gene Ontology annotation, biological process: regulation of transcription by RNA polymerase II.
CGCCCCUGUACCUGGCGAAGCCCACCCCUCCAGCUGGACUCCGUCCCCACUAUGUGCUUCCCGUCCCUGUUCUCACAAACCAGUGUCGCCAUGCCCUGCCGCCCCAGCCAACCUCAGGGACCCAGCCAGUAACUUUGCAGACGGAUGAGCUCUGCGCAACGGGAGGAGACGGGGCUGUCCUAGCCCCUGCCCUGUCAGCUUGGACCUCCUCGCAGGGUCCUUCUAGGCUCCCACAGGAACCUGGGCCAUGGGCCCCUGAAACUGCUCUGAAGCCUUCAGAUCGGUGGCAGACCCCACCACCUUAGACCCUUCCUGCCCCUCCCACUUCCAGCAUCUGGGCUCCAGGAGGGAGGGGUGGGGAAGGGGCCCCAGCCUGACAGCUCAAGGGGCCACCAUCAUGAUGCUCAAUUCUGACACCAUGGAUCUGGAACUGCCCCCCACCCACUCGGAGACAGAGUCUAGCUUCAGCGACUGCGGGGGCACUGUAGGCCCCGAUGGGGCAGGGUCUGGGGGGCAGGGUGGGGGCCCUACAAGGGGCCUGGAGUCUGGAGAGCCAGGCCGCAGAGACCUGGCCCAUCUGAGCCGGGAGGAGCGUCGGCGGCGGCGCAGGGCCACAGCCAAGUAUCGCACAGCGCACGCUACCCGCGAGCGCAUCCGUGUGGAGGCCUUCAACCUGGCUUUUGCUGAGCUGAGAAAGUUGCUGCCCACGCUGCCCCCUGACAAGAAGCUCUCCAAGAUUGAGAUCCUGCGCCUGGCCAUCUGCUACAUCUCCUACCUGAACCAUGUGCUGGACGUCUGAGUGCCUGGCAGGGCCCUUCCACCCCAGCACCUGGAAGAGUCUCUCCCUUUUCGUGCUCUCAGCUCUGAAUGGAGCUUGGAGGUGGGGAGGGAGAUCUGGCCCUAAAAGGGGUCUCCUUCCUGCACCCACAUCCUCCAUGGAACCUGAGGUUGGACCAUGGCAUGUCCCAGGUGCAGGUCUCAAGCUCCUCAACAGGGUGGGCAGAGACCCCUCUGAUCAGAACUGGUUGCUGGGGGUGGGGGGCAUACACACUUCUUGCUGGGUUUGCUGAGCUGGCCACAUGAGCUUUCCCCACCCAACCCUUACUCCCAUAGGCUACUUCCUUUUCCUACCUUGCAUCCAAACGUUCAGACCCCCAACCCCCAAGCCCCAUUUUUACCCCCUCUGCCUGUUCCAGCUGCUGCCAGGGCACCCCAUGGCAGAGGGUUUGUCAGAACAGGAGGGGAGGCUCCUGCUGGGGUGAGCCUCUUGCUGGCUAUCUCAGUGUAGAAGGGAGGCUUUGGGGAGCAGGGGCUAGUGGGGCAGUUCCUGUGUGUGUGAUGGUGCUGGUGGAGACCUAACGGGGAAUUAGGGAAGCCUUUCCUGUUUGCAUCUCAUUUGGAGGUUGAGCACAUACACCUCAGAGUUAUGUCUCCACACCCCACCCCUAUGGCCACUGACCCUUCUCUGCCUGCUUCUACCCCUACACCCCAUUGUAGUCUCCUCUGUGUACAGUUAAAGAAAGAGCAAGCCAGAUCCUGGGGUGGAGGUGAUGGCCCCAAGCCAGUUUUGGAGGGAUCACAAGUAGGCCUGGGCAGUGGGGGUCAUGGCUCACCUUUGCUUCUAGACUCUGCCCCCCAUAAUGUACACACCCAAUUAUUAUCUUUUGGAUGCAGGAGUGCCCUAUUCUCAUUCCUUAGGGAGUGGUGCUCAGUCCUUGAGCACCAUUUACUUUCUUCUUCCUUGAACUGUCUUUAGCAAGGGAGGAGCCCCCCCCACACACCCUGUCUUGGGACACUCUGGACCAACCUCCCCCCCCACACACACCAGAUUACUGAGCUCUCCCUGGCACUCUGGCCCUACCAUGUCAGUGCCCAAGACCUGUAUGGAAGAAACAGGCCAUUGCAAGUCUCUCUCCCAACUCCUGGCUCUACAAGGAUAUUAUUUAUUUACUUAUUUAUUAGCUAUUUAUUUGCUUAUUUAUUUAUAAAUGUGAUUAUUUAUUGUCGAGUUGUGCACUUUGGGGUUGAGGGAGGCUCCCGGCAGCUUCAGCUGAGGUUCUCUUGCUUCCUUCCUGGCUACUUCUCUCCUUUUCUUGCUCCUCCUGCAACUCUAAGUCUAUGGGGAAUUGCCCUCUGUUCCCCACACCAGAUCCUCUCUGCUGAGCUUUCUGUCUGGACACCCUAAGCCUGACGAUGAUGGACCCCCUCCAACCAGGGGCACCCAUGUCCUUGCUCAUCGUCGUGCUACCCAAAUAACCCUCCCCCAUGGUCUUCAUUUUUAUCUGAACACCUUAACAAUGAACCAAGGGGUCUGUAUCCUGUGUGCAAGACACUUUAUACCCUGAUCCUGUGGAUUUUUGAUUUCAUACAAGA